This is a messenger RNA of Closterium sp. NIES-65, 1659 nucleotides long. NCBI's taxonomy places the organism in Eukaryota, Viridiplantae, Streptophyta, Zygnematophyceae, Desmidiales, Closteriaceae. The record is from the annotation of a GenBank genome assembly.
AUGUUCAGUCCAUUUCGUUCUCUCUCGCUCGUUCUCUCUCUCCCGUUCUCUCUCUCCCGUUCUCUCUCUCCCGUUCUCUCUCUCCCGUUCUCUCUCGCUCGUUCUCUCUCUCCCAUUCUCUCUCCCGUUCUCUCUCGCUCGUUCUCUCUCUCCCGUUCUCUCUCUCCCGUUCUCUCUCUCCCGUUCUCUCUCUCCCGUUCUCUCUCUCCCGUUUUCUCUCUCUCGUUCUCUCUCUCGUUCUCUUUCUCGUUCUCUCUCGUUUUCUUUCUCUCUCGUUCUCUCUCUCUCUCUCUCUCUCUCUCUCUCUCUCUCUCUCUCUCUCUCUCUCUCUCUCUCUCUCUCGUUCUCUCUCUCUCUCUUUCUUUCUCUCUCUCUCUCUCUCUCUCUCUCUCUCUCUCUCUCUCUCUCUCUCUCUCUCUCUCUCUCUCUCUCUCUCUCUCUCUUUCGUUCUCCCUCUCUCUUGUUCCCUCUCUCUCGUUCUCUCUCUCGUUCUCUCUCUCGUUCUCUCUCUCGUUCUCUCUCUCUCUCUCUCUCUCUCUCUCUCUCUCUCUCUCUCUCUCUCUCUCUCUCUCUCUCUCUCUCUCUCUCUCUCUCUCUCGUUCCCUACUCCCCCUUUCCUACGCGCUGCUCCCCUUCCCUAGACGCUUCUCCCCCUUCCCUACGCGCUAUUCCCCCUUCUCUACUCGCUGCUCCCCUUCCCUAGACGCUGCUCCCCCUCCCUACGCGCUACUCCCCCUCCCUACGCCCUGCUCCCCUUCCCUACGCGCUGCCCCCCUUCCCUACGCGCUGCUCCCCUUCCCUACGCGCUACUCCCCUUCCCUACGCGCUACUCCCCUUCCCUACGCGCUACUCCCCUUCCCUACGCGCUACUCCCCCUCCCUACGCACUGCUCCCCUUCCCUACGCGCUGCUCCCCUUCCCUAUGCGCUGCUCCCCUUCCCUACGCGCUACUCCCCUUCCCUACGCGCUACUCCCCUUCCCUACGCGCUACUCCCCCUCCCUACGCACUGCUCCCCUUCCCUACGCGCUGCUCCCCUUCCCUAUGCGCUGCUCCCCUUCCCUACGCGCUACUCCCCUUCCCUACGCGCUACUCCCCUUCCCUACGCGCUACUCCCCUUCCCUACGCACUACUCCCCCUUCCCACUCAUCCCUUCUCCUUCCUUUCCGUCUCGCCUUCUCUCCUUCCUUCCCUCUGUCCAUUCUCCAAAGAGUAGGGAGGGGGACUGAAGAGACCUUUAUUCCCUCCCGCCUCACUCGCUCCCCUUGCUCACUCAGUUCCAUUGCUUGCUAUUGCACGUCACCUUCACGCACACCGGUCCCUCCUGUCCUUCCCGUCCCUCCCGUCGCCCAACACCUUCCGUCCACACAGGGCAACCGCCUUGCAUCGGGCCUGUCACUCACACACUUACAUGUGACACUCACUCCCGUUCUGCAAACUCACUCCCCUCCUCUCCUCUCCCUUUCCUCGUGUCCUUCCCUCCGUUUCCCCCCCAGUCCCUUCCCUCCCGUUCCCCGUGUCCUUCCCUCCGUUUCCCACCUUGUCCCUCCCUCCACCUCCCCCGUCUUUCCCUCCGUUUCCCCCCUUGUUCCUCUCUCUCUUUCCCUGUGUCCUUCCCUCCUGCCCCCACCUUCCCCCUCCCUUCCUUUCCUCCAUUCCUAA